Onychostoma macrolepis is the source of this 2678-nucleotide messenger RNA. RefSeq names its product solute carrier family 29 member 1a (gene slc29a1a). The record is from RefSeq and is a predicted model, not a curated record. Gene Ontology annotation, biological process: uridine transmembrane transport; nucleoside transmembrane transport. Lineage: Eukaryota; Metazoa; Chordata; Actinopteri; Cypriniformes; Cyprinidae. Gene Ontology annotation, cellular component: plasma membrane. Gene Ontology annotation, molecular function: nucleoside transmembrane transporter activity.
CUGACGAUUUUUUAUCCCGAAAGAAUAACGGUGUAAGCACGAGCUGCUUAACCAGCUGAAAUCUAUUGACAGAGAGCCAUUGAUUCAGAGGAAUUUAGAGCAACUUGACGCUGCGUAACGGAAUCACAUUCACUAUGAAUGAAGCCAGAGCUGUGACCGCUGCGAAAGACUCCCACAGAAAACAUUCUGCAAACUCUGCCCACUGACAUGCAGGAAAACGCCAAAAACCACGUUUAUGAAUAUUUGAUGCCAGAUUCUGAAACACAUCAGUGACAGAUCCGCCAGACAAACACAAUGACAGCCAACGCUCCACAAGACAAGUAUAAUGCUGUAUGGAUCAUAUUCUUCAUUCUGGGCCUGGGAACUCUGCUACCAUGGAAUUUCUUCAUGACUGCUACCAUGUACUUUACCGACCGUCUGAAGGACUCACAGACAAAUGGAAACCACAAUCUGACAGCUAAUGUGACGGCGACAGAUCGUAGUGUCCUAGAGUCAAAGUUCAACAAUGUGAUGACCUGUGCCAUGGUACCGCUGCUGAUUUUCACCUGCCUCAACUCCUUCAUCCACCAGAGGAUUCCUCAGAAGCUGAGGAUCUCAGGCAGUCUGUCUGUCAUUUUAGUGGUGUUUCUCAUCACAGCUGUGCUGGUGAAGGUGCAGAUGGAGCCCCUGCCGUUCUUUGCGUUUACUAUGAUCAAAAUCAUCUGCAUUAACUCGUUCGGGGCGAUUCUGCAAGGGAGUCUGUUUGGUUUGGCUGGAAUGCUCCCAGCGUCCUACACCGCGCCCAUCAUGAGCGGUCAAGGCCUGGCAGGGACGUUCGCAGCCUUCUCCAUGAUCUGUGCGCUCGCCUCGGGCUCAAAGCUGCAGGACAGCGCCUUCGGUUACUUCAUCACAGCCUGUGUGGUUAUUCUCCUGGCCAUCGUUUCUUACCUCGCUUUGCCUAAAAUGGAAUUUUUCCGGUAUUAUUCUGAGAGCAAUGGCUCCCGAUCCAACGCUGAUGAGGAAAACAAGAUGGAUUUGCUGAAACCAGAAGGUGAAGCAGAGAAGAGGCCGGUCCUGAGCCUGACUGAUGAAGAGAGCAAACCCGCCGUGUCAGUGCUUGGCAUCUUCAAAAAGAUCUGGGUGAUGGCUCUUUCCGUGUGCUUUGUUUUCACCGUCACCAUCAGUGUCUUCCCCGCCAUCACUGUUGAUGUCAAGACCACUGUUGUUGAAGAGGGCAGCGGUUGGAAGACUUAUUUCAUCCCGGUGUCCUGCUUCCUCCUGUUCAACCUGAUGGACUGGGCUGGCAGGAGCCUGACCGCUGUUUGUAUGUGGCCCGGUAAAGACAGCAUCUGGCUGCCCGUCCUGGUCAUCGCACGCUUGGUGUUCGUUCCUCUCUUCAUGCUCUGUAACGUUGAGCCCAGACACUACCUGCCCCUGGUGUUCGCUCACGACGCCUGGUACAUCAUUUUCAUGAUCCUCUUCUCCUUCAGCAACGGAUACCUGGCCAGUCUCUGCAUGUGCUUCGGACCAAAGAAAGUGUCCCAACAUGAAGCAGAAACCGCAGGGGCCAUCAUGGCCUUCUUCCUCUCUCUUGGCUUGGCUAUGGGAGCUGGGUUAUCCUUCGCUUUCCGAGCCAUGAUCUAGAACCAUGGCCUAGUUCUCAGUAUGAUGAAGGAACUUUAAACCUGGAGAGAAUGUUUUCAUACUGCACAUGUAUCCGCUUGCCUGUUUGUCCCUCUUGUGUAUUCUUGAAGACGUGGAACUGGAAUAGAACGUAUUCACACAGGGAUUAAGAGAGGGACCGUCUUCAUCAACGUUAUGAUGUUAUGAGCAUCAUCAGACAAAAAAAACGAGCCAAAAUCUGUCUGCAACUUUUUUUAUAUAUUUUUUUGUAAAAUGUGCCAAUUCAGUAUUUAGCAAUAAUGUAUUGUUCAAGUUAACACCUUUCUGUUUUAGUUAUUUUUAAUGUUUUUGUAGAUAUUAACAGUUUUAUUAGUCGUGGUUUAGUUUAGUGAUGGCAGAGACAUGCAGCUAUCAGGGCAGUAGUUUUGUCUUUUUUUCCUUUGCAAAUGUCUAAAAAUUCAAAAUGACUUUUUGAUAUGACAAAGUCUUGUUUUCUGAAAAAUACAUCAAGGUUAAGUGAGUUUAUGCUUAAAACAAGAAAAAAAAAUCAGUUCAUCAGAGCAUAAACUCAACUAAUUUCAACAUCUCAAGUCAUUUUUCUCAAGUAAAUGUCUCAUCAUUUAAGAAUGUUUAGAUAUUUGUACUGAAAACAAGACCAGACUGUUUAAGGAACUAGUUCUUGCAGUGGUUCUAGAUAAAUCGUACUGUAUUACACCAUUAAAGGGCCCCAAUUUGAGUUUAUAGAGGCAUUUUGAAUCAUAAGAUCCAUUCAGAUGUCUGCUGUUUAUUUUGUCAGCUGCAUGUAUUUGAUUUGAACUUGCUUUCAAAUAAUGUCCUUUUAGCACAUUUUGCUGAAGUUUCUCAUUUGACCUCAUUAUUUAUAUGUUUAUUUUAUAACAGCUUUUUUUAUUCAUGUGUUUAAUGCAGCAUGUAUGAUACAUUCUAACAUCAAGUAAAUGCACAACUUGCUUUGGUGCCUUUUGAAUGACAAGUUUUCCAAAAAAUUGGCAAAUAGAAAUGUGUAGUCGGUGGACAGGUGUGACUGUGAAUUGAAAUAAACACAUUUCUGUUUGUAA